This is a messenger RNA of Elaeis guineensis (African oil palm), 982 nucleotides long. RefSeq lists its product as uncharacterized. Lineage: Eukaryota; Viridiplantae; Streptophyta; Magnoliopsida; Arecales; Arecaceae. The record is from RefSeq and is a predicted model, not a curated record. Gene Ontology annotation, biological process: thylakoid membrane organization; chloroplast organization. Gene Ontology annotation, cellular component: chloroplast.
GCUAUCGCUUGAAAGGGUCCUCUUCCUCUCGCGACGGGCUAUCAGGAUUUUUCGCCCACUUUGGAGACAUCCGACCACAAGGAAGGUUUUCCCUUGCAAUCAUGAUGUCUCUAACAGCUGGAACGGUACCUACACUCACAAUUUCAUCUAAGAGAUUGCCAGGAAAAACAAAGAUUUUGCAGUCCCAGAGGCUCGAACUUACCAAAUCUGGUAUUGCAGUGCCCUGCAUCAAAUUUCAGCCAUUUCAAAACAGACAACCCAUUUUACAUGCUCAGAGGCUGCGCUCUACUGCAGUGAUCUGUGCUGCUGCCUUGAAUGCAAGAUGUGCCGCAGAGCAAACACAGACUGUCACACGCCAGUCAUCAACAAUCACGAUUGCUCCCAUCCAAGGAAAAGAGAAAUCACCAGACCUUGAUGAUGGGGGUACUGGAUUCCCACCUCGUGAUGAUGGCGAUGGUGGUGGUGGUGGCGGUGGUGGUGGAGGUCAUCCUUGGUCAGGCGGUUUCUUCUUUUUUGGUCUGCUUGCAUUCCUUGGCUUCCUGAAGGAUCAAGAGAGCGAGGGACCCUACAGGGAUGGUGGGAGGAGAUGAUUGAUCCAGCCAAGUUGAAAUGCUGUCGUAACAUGUAUGCAUCUCUUCUGCCAAGGAAAACAAAAGAAGAAGAAGAAGAAGAGAGGAUGGUCAAAUUAUUUAAUUUCCUACAUUCUUAAGAUCUGUUAAAGCAGAAAAGUGCUGAAGGACCCAUCGAAUAUGCUAUCAGUGAAAAAAGACAUUGAAUAGAGCUGCAGUAUAAAUGGUGAUGCUUUGGCUGGGGGCAAGGGUCCGAAAAUUCGUACAUGCAUUUAUUCUCUAAUGGGCCGUCUUGUUAUUGAACAUGGUGCAACAUCAAUUCUUCCCCUCCAAAUUAUAUAUGUAUUAUUUAUUUGAUAUUUUAUUUGGAUAUGAUAUUAGAUGCUUAAAUUGCUAUGAUGAGUUGUUGCUGC